Fusarium keratoplasticum is the source of this 1401-nucleotide messenger RNA. RefSeq lists its product as uncharacterized. Bases 1 to 1401 code for a protein of 466 amino acids. The record is from RefSeq and is a predicted model, not a curated record. Lineage: Eukaryota; Fungi; Ascomycota; Sordariomycetes; Hypocreales; Nectriaceae. Gene Ontology annotation, biological process: oxalate metabolic process. The transcript has 4 exons.
AUGCGCUACUCUCCGCUUUUGAGCACCUCGCUCCUAUUGAGCCUCUGCGCUGCAGUCCCAGUGCAGGACAGCCCUCGUGAGCGGCUCCUCAGGGGUCUCAAGCUGCCAUCUAGCUAUAAUGGCGUAGCUGGCGGAAAGAGGCUUCCUUUCACGCCGGGAUACAAAGAUCCAUACGACAAUGCCGUUGACUCUGUGGGAGAGAAGCUUGAUCCUCUCCCUUGGCGAAACGGUGAUGGUGCUUCUGUUCUGGGACCGUGGAACAAAGAGCGCUCCCGUCAAAACCCAGAUCUUGUCAGGCCUCCUAGCACUGACCAUGGAAAUCUCGACAAUAUGCGCUGGAGCUUUGCUGACUCGCACAUUCGCAUUGAAGAAGGUGGUUGGACCCGCCAAACAACUGUCCGGGAGCUCGGAACAAGUGUUGAGCUUGCUGGCGUGAACAUGAGACUUGAUCAUGGUGUUAUUCGCGAGCUUCACUGGCACAAGGAGGCCGAAUGGGCUUAUGUGCUCGACGGUGAAGUCCGCGUCACGGCUCUUGAUUAUGAAGGUGGCAAUUUUAUCGACGACUUGAAAAAGGGAGAUCUCUGGUAUUUCCCCAGUGGUAUUCCUCACUCUCUCCAGGGUCUGAGCCCCAACGGUACCGAGUUCCUCUUGAUCUUUGACGACGGGAGCUUCUCCGAGGAAUCCACUUUUGUCCUCACUGACUGGCUUGCACACACCCCCAAGUCCGUCAUUGCCAAGAACUUCAACCUGGCUCCCGAGGUUUUUGCCCACAUUCCCGAGAAGGAAAAGUACAUCUUCCAGGGACGCAAGCCCGGCUCAAUCAGCGACGAAGCUCCCAAGGGUAAGGAGGUCAAGAAGUCCAAGUACAACUUUACCCACCGAAUGCUUGAUCAAAAGCCCUUGAUCACUAGCGGCGGCCAAGUUCGCAUCACCGACUCUAAGAACUUCCCCAUCUCCAAGACAGUCGCUGCAGCUCACGCCCUCAUUGAGCCCGGUGCUAUUCGAGAGAUGCACUGGCACCCAUCUGCUGACGAGUGGUCGUUUUUCCUCAAGGGUCGCGCCAGAGUGACCAUCUUUGCAUCUGAGGGCACUGCCAGAACCUUUGACUACGGUCCCGGAGAUGUCGGCAUCGUGCCCCGCAACAUGGGUCACUUUGUCGAGAACAUUGGCGACGAGCCUGUUGAGAUGCUGGAGAUCUUUCGGGCCGACGAGUUCAGGGAUAUCUCCUUGUUCAAGUGGCUUGGCGAGACUCCGCAGAAGCAAGUCGCUGAUACCCUGUUCGCGGAGGAUCCGGAGAACGCAAAGAAGUUUUUGGCGAGGAUCAAGAAUGCUGACAACAACGUCAUCACCAAGCCUGACUUUGUUCGCUCCAACAAAGGGGCAAUUGGAAAGGACCUAUGA